Molecule: messenger RNA, 3072 nt
Organism: Dermacentor andersoni
Lineage: Eukaryota; Metazoa; Arthropoda; Arachnida; Ixodida; Ixodidae
Product: annulin-like
Biological process (GO): peptide cross-linking
Molecular function (GO): protein-glutamine gamma-glutamyltransferase activity
Source: RefSeq, a predicted model, not a curated record
UGUUACACGGGCGACUCUGGCGCUAGUCCGCCGCUGUCUGAGCGCCGAGCUGCAGGCCACUCCUCGACGCCCGUUCGCGAAGACCAGCCGCCGCCGCCCACCGCAGCACCCCGCAAGGUGCCGAUCGCGCGUUCGCACUUGCGUCCUCGCCGUAGCCGCAGAGGAGCCGCCGUGAAGGGAAACUGUUUCCGUUUCUUCUGCGCGCCGGAGAGCUUGCGUAUUCUUCGCAUCGGGGAGAACGCCGAGCCUAAGAGAUGGGGGAUGUGAGCAGCCGACUUCAGGGCAACGACGACGAUGGGCAGCCCGGAAACCCAAACGAAGUGGUCCGGGUGCGCUCCGUGGACAUGUACGUGACGUACAACGCGGAGAACCACUUCACGAGGGGAUUCGCCCGGACUAAAUCACAAAAACCAGCCCCCGUGUUUCGGCGGGGGCAGUCUUUCACAAUGGUGAUCAACUUGAACAGAGCCUUCAACCCGGAGACCGACUCGUUGUCCCUCUUCUUUGGAAUAGAAGGCGAGAACCGCACAACCUACACAAAGGAGACGGUCGCCAUGGUCCCCGUGGAUUUCAGAAGUACAGAGGCUUUGUCGUCCGGCACCUGGAGUGCUGUUGUGAGAAAAUCGGAGGACAAGGCCCUACUUGUCGAGGUUAUGACGCCAUCGACGUGCAUCGUUGGAUCGUGGAUUAUGGAUGUCGACACCAAGAUGCGUAACGUCGUGGAAUCCGUGGGGGCCCGUUUUACUUAUCCGGACCCUAUCUUCAUACUCUUCAACCCGUGGAACAAAGAUGACUCUGUGUACAUGGACAACGCCGAAGCAAGGUUUGAGUACGUGCUCGCUCACAGCGGCAUCAUCUGGCGUGGAACCUACAAUAACAUGAAGCCAAGCCCUUGGAAAUACGGCCAUUUCGAAGAGAAUGUCCUGGACUGCUGCCUUUAUUUACUGAGACGCGUCGGCAGCCUUCCUUUGCAAGCGUGUGGAAAUCCUGUGCUUGUUGCUCGCCACGUUUCCGCCGUGGUGAACUCGUCAGACGACCAGGGUGUACUCGCGGGAAAUUGGACCACAAACUUCUCUGGCGGCGUCCCUCCGGUCUCCUGGACUGGCAGCCAUCCGAUCCUCCAACAGUACUUCAAGACCAAAAAGCCUGUCAAAUUCGGACAGUGCUGGGUCUUCGCCGGUGUCACUACCGCCGUUUGCCGGGCACUCGGCAUUCCAGCGAGGACGGUGACCAACUACUACUCAGCGCACGACACCCAGGGUAGCGCGACAGUGGAUCAGUUCUACGACGAGAAUGCCAAACCCGUGGAGAAACUCAACACCGACUCAAUCUGGAACUUCCACGUAUGGAACGAAGUUUGGAUGAGGCGACCAGAUCUUGGAAAAGCGGAUGAAUACGACGGUUGGCAGGUCAUCGAUGCUACACCACAGGAAAUGUCCGGAGGUAUCUUCGCCUGCGGACCGUCAAGUGUGAAGGCCAUCAAGGGUGGAGAGCUUGCUAAGCCAUACGACUGCACUUUCGUGUUUUCAGAAGUGAAUGCCGAUCAGGUUUACUGGCGCUACGACAGCCCGAGGAAACCCCUUAAGAUGCUUAAGAAGAUCACAGAGAGAGUCGGGAUGCUAAUAAGCACCAAGGCCGUGGGCCGCUGGGAGAGGGAAGACAUUACCAUGGAAUACAAGUUCUCGGAGGGUACCCAAGAAGAAAGGGACGUGGUUCUAAAGGCUCUGAGGGAGAACAACCACGCAUACUCUCGGUUCUACCUCAACGACUCUAUGGACGACGUGCAAUUCGUUAUCGACCCUAUCAAGGAAGUGCUUGUAGGAUCCUCGAUAGUGGUGCGGGCUAAAGCUAUCAACAAAAGCGCAACUAGGGCUUACCAAUGCAAGAUCGCUGUCCGCAUAGAGACGGUUAACUACACUGGAAUGACCAAGAGGGCGCUCAAGCACCAGAACUUCCCGGUCACCCUCAGGCCAAAUGCCGAGGAGAUGCUUUCUUUGACGGUUCACUACAAAGACUACGAAAGAGACAUCAGCGACCAAGCCACCUUUAAGGUUACCAUGAUGGCGACUAUUCCGGAAGUCAAAUACGACUACAUUGCUCAAGAGGACUUCAUGCUCACCAUGCCGGAAAUCGAGAUCAAGGCAUAUGGUCCGGUCACCGUCGGACAGCGGCAAAAGUUUACGGCAAGCUUCCAGAACCCUCUGCCGGACAAGCUUACCAGGUGCUUCUUCGCCAUCGAAGGACCGGGUCUGAGCCGACCAUACUACCUUGCACUGCGAGAAGGAGUGCAGCCGAGGAGCGAAGCCUGGGUGGAGUUUGCGCUGACUCCAGCCACGACGGGACCAAGAUCCAUCGCGGCCAAGUUCAUAUCGCAACAGCUGAACGACGUGGAGGGCUUCUUGGAGGUCAACGUCCAGGGCGAAGAACCCGGCGAUGGGCCACUGUCGAACGCCGUCGAGUAGACGAUCGAUGUUCGCUCCGUGCCGAGUGGUUUUCAAGCCUGCCAGAUUCCGAUGCCCGGCUUCGCAACUCUAACUGGCGACAGCGGUAUAUGGUGCGUGUGCGCCCGUUCAUGCAGGGGGGCAUCGUCAGUGGCCGAGUUCUAAAAGUGAGAGAGACAAAGAAAAAAAAAGAAAAGCACAUUUACAGCGUUUCCUUUCCUCCCUUUUAUUCACUUGCUAUUCCCACAAAGAUAGGUAUAGUAUUGCAACUAGUCUGCUUGCUUAUUUUCGUUCCUGUCAUAUUUUUUGCACUUCUGUAUUUUAGCCUGAUGGGGUAAAUGUCGCUGACGCGUAAAGCGCUCUUUAUAUUUCUUUCGCACGACCGUGCGCAGUGUUGCGCGGUACAUUGCAUGAACGCACUUGAAAAAGUACUGCCGGUCCGAAUCAUCUAAACAGAGCUUCUGUAAAGUCUCACGUGGGUGGCAUUGGCGGGAAUGAAAAAGAAAUAUGAUACUGCGGCAAGAUGAUAAAAUGAGAAACUGCCUCGCGACUUAGUCCCACUGUAGAAUCGUAAUGGUUGUCUGUGUCUGGAGUUUCAAGAGAGGCCAAUAAAGCAAUGCGUGAAUCUGCA